Ectocarpus sp. CCAP 1310/34 is the source of this 1828-nucleotide messenger RNA. NCBI's taxonomy places the organism in Eukaryota, Phaeophyceae, Ectocarpales, Ectocarpaceae. The record is from the annotation of a GenBank genome assembly.
UCUCUCCUGCCCCGUCCGCGUACUGGUUCCAACUGCGCAAGCCCUCGUCAAUGGCGACGACGUCCUCCGUGGUACGGAUAGCCGAAGGGGCCAUGGUUUGCGACGGCACCGCGGCGAAGCCUCCCUAUCACGGAAGCGGUGCAGCGGGCGCUAUGCUCACGGGUGACAUAACGAUAGGGCGAGACACCGUGGUGUUCCCUGGAGCCCAGAUACGGUGCAGCGAAGGCGCCGGGCCGGUUGUAAUCGGCCGAGGCUGUGUGCUUGAGGAGGGCGCCUGCUUGGUGAACGUGGGCCCCGGUGAAAUGAGGGUGGGAGACGGAAAUCUGUUCGAGGUCGGCUGUGCGGUACGCGCGCAGAAGGUGGGCGACUACAACACCUUCCAGCCCAAGUGCGAAGUGGGGCAAGGGGUCACGGUGGCAUCAGGUUGCUCCAUCGCGCCGACGGUUGUGUUGGACGUUGCGUUGAAGCUGGAGGACGACUGCUCGGUGUUCCGAUUAGGGGGUGCCGUGGAUGAGUACAGCAUUCAGCGACGACCCCGGAAUACGGAAACGAACCGAGCCAGGGUGAACAGCUAUCGAACGGCGCUUGCAAGUCAAGGGAAGAAGUACUACCUUGGAAAGUUUAACGAGUUAUUGCCACCAUCGUCAGCAUCGCCGUCGCCGGCAGCAGCGGCAACAUAGGCAGGCACUCUUGGGGAGCGCGUGCGAAAGGGCGCCCUAACCCCAUCUCUCGUCGCAGCCACAUUUAACGAGAGGCGCAGUCUAUUUGGAGUAGCCUUCAGGUGAAAACGGCGUCGAGCGCCGUUCCCUGCAAGAACCAGUCUCGCAUGCAUAGCCUAUUUUUCCCAGGACGCCGGGACCCCGUAAUGAGCUACUAUUUCCCAAGGCUACUCUCGGGAAUUUUCCCGCGGUACUUUCCCGCGGGAUUUCCACGGGAACGGUAAUUGGUAUCGUUACCGUGAUAAUUCCCGGUUACCGUACCCAUCCAAAUCAUUGCCGAGCGAAUGGCCUUCUCCCAUUCUCAUCCAAAUCUUCACCAAGGAUAUGAAAUCCCGUUGUUCCCACCCAACCAAAUACCGUGCAAAAUGUCGAAAUCCCGUGGCUUUUGGUUACCACCCAAGCAAUUACCGGGGAGAUACAGAAUUCCCGGUUCUUUGUGGAAACAAAGAAAAGUUUGUGUACACGUAGCUGAGGGGCAUGCCCGCAAGCUCGUCGCACUGCGUAUGGCGGGUUAGACACCACCUCUUCCGUUUCGUUUUUUUGUUCUGCCCAUCUCUCUUUUAUGUAUCGAUCCAUCAAACGAACGGAGAACCUUUUUUUCUGGGUGUCUUGAGUCUUUGAAUAUUGGUUUUGAGUAUUGCCGUACUGUAGUGUGGUGUAUUUUCCGUUUCUUGUGUUUGAACUUCUUGCCUGCGGUGUGGCGCAGGUACGGUACCCAAUGCUUGUGGUUGAGCUCGGUAUGUGUGUACGUGGUAGCUGGUGGUUUAUGCAUCGUCUGGCAGAUAAGUUUGGUGUUUUCAGUCCUCACGUAGCUGAGAUAGAUAGACUAUGAUUAGGGAUUAAGUGAUGGAUAUUUCGAGGUGUCGCUCUGGACGUAAUGAUGUAGUGCGUUUGUUUUAUCCUUUGUCUUUUGCCUCGUCUUUCGGUAAUUUGACCGCAAGAUUUUCGCCUGUUGCCUCAAAACAAUUGAAAAACGAAAUGCGAUAGGUUCCAUUCGUACGUUUUGUGUUCUUUGUGGAACGCGCUGUUUGAGCGUCACACGUGCUGAACAAAAAACGCAAAAUAGUUACAGUGCAUCGCUUUAUGGUUUGUUACCAUCCUACGUUACC